This is a messenger RNA of Cercospora beticola, 306 nucleotides long. Its product is annotated as BTB/POZ domain-containing protein. Gene Ontology annotation, molecular function: protein binding. The record is from RefSeq and is a predicted model, not a curated record. NCBI's taxonomy places the organism in Eukaryota, Fungi, Ascomycota, Dothideomycetes, Mycosphaerellales, Mycosphaerellaceae.
AUGGCUACCCGCGAGAAUGUCGAGGAGGUGAAGAGCUUUCUCUCCUUCCACUGCAGGGAAACAGACAUUAAGGUCGCACUGCAACACUUCGGUGGCAAUGUGGAAGACUGCGUGUCGUAUCACGAACACCUCUUAGCCAGCUACCGCACGAGCGGGAACCUGCACAUGUUGGGCAGUUUCCUCGGCGACAAGCCAGCAGAGCCAAACUUUGAAGAUGAAGAGGAGGUUGGUAAGCGCGACUGCUUCAUCAGGUAUAUGCGAUCUGGGAGAGCGGAGACACUCGAGAAUUUGAAGGCCAUACUCUGA